Molecule: messenger RNA, 927 nt
Organism: Puma concolor (puma)
Lineage: Eukaryota; Metazoa; Chordata; Mammalia; Carnivora; Felidae
Source: RefSeq, a predicted model, not a curated record
AUGAACCAUGCAGAUGCAGUGGUGAAGCUGCAUCCGGGCGGUCGAGGACCCCGCCCUGAGGUUGAUUUCUCCCUCUUGUCUUACCUUCCCCCUUCCCUCCCCACCCGGCGCAGGACGUCUCCAGCAAUGUCCAUGCCCUUCAGGGCCAGGGGCCUACCUCCUGGACACCGCCACCGGGGCUCCUGCAGCCCCCUGGGUCAGCCGCUGCCCGGCUCCAUGCAGCCGCGCUCCCUUAAGGGGCUUUACUACCGCAGGGCCCGCAAGGUGGGCGCGCUGGACGCCUCCCCCGCGGCGGACCUGGAGAAGGAGAUCCUGGUCAACGUCGGGGGCCGGCGGUACGUGCUCCCCUGGAGCACGCUGGACGAGUUUCCGCUGAGCCGCCUGAGCAAACUCAAGUUCUGCCGGAGCCACGAGGAGAUCGCGCAGCUCUGCGACGACUACGACGAAGCCACCCGGGAGUUCUUCUUCGACCGCAGCCCCAGCGCUUUCGGCAUGAUCGUGAGCUUCCUGGCGGCCGGCAGGCUGGCCCUGCUGCGGGAGACGUGCGUGCUGUCCUUCCGGGAGGAGCUGGCCUACUGGGGGAUCGAGGAGGCCCACCUGCGGCCGUGCUGCCUGCUGGAGCUGCUCCGGAAGCUGGAGCAGCUGCGCGAGCUCCGCCAGCAGGAGGCGCUGCACCUGCGGCGCGAGGCGCGGCGCCCCCCCGGGGACCCGUCGCGCUGGGGGGUCUUCAUGAACUGGCUGCGGGAGACGGUGGAAAACCCGCGCUCGGGGCUCCCCGGCAAGGUCUUCGCCUGUCUGUCCAUCCUCUUUGUGGCCACCACGGCGGUCAGCCUGUGCGUCAGCACCAUGCCCGACGUGAGGGCCGAGGAGGACAAGGUGAGUGCUCCCCGCCCCCGGCCCCCCAGGCUCCAGGCCCGAGAGGCUUAG